AUGGUGGCCACUGGAAUAUGUCGCUCAGAUGACCACGUAGUUAGUGGAAACUUUGUCUCACCUCUCCCUGUGAUUCUAGGCCAUGAGGCAGCGGGCAUCGUGGAGAGCAUUGGAGAGGGGGUGACAUCAGUAAAACCAGGUGACAAAGUCAUCCCACUCUUUAGUCCCCAGUGUGGAAAAUGUAGAAUUUGUAAACACCCAGAAAGCAACUACUGCGUGAAAAAUGAUCUAGGCAACCCUCGUGGAACCAUGCAGGAUGGCACCACCAGGUUCACCUGCAGAGGGAAGCACGUCCACCACUUCCUGGGUGUCAGCACCUUCUCUCAGUACACAGUGGUGGAUGAGAAUGCAGUGGUCAAAGUUGAUGCAGCCUCACCGCUGGAGAAAGUCUGCCUCAUCGGCUGUGGAUUUUCAACUGGUUAUGGGUCUGCCGUCAAAGUUGCCAAGGUCACCCAGGGCUCCACCUGUGCUGUGUUUGGCCUGGGAGGAGUGGGUCUGUCCACUAUCAUGGGCUGUAAAGCAGCUGGAGCAUCCAGGAUCAUUGCAGUGGACAUCAACAAGGACAAAUUUGCAAAGGCCAGAGAGGUGGGGGCCACCGAGUUCAUCAACCCUCUAGACUACAAGGAACCCAUCCAGGAGGUGCUAAAGGCAAUGACCGAUGGAGGUGUGGAUUUUUCCUUUGAGGUCAUUGGUCGGCUUGACACCAUGCUGGCUGCCCUCUUAUGCUGUCAUGAGGCAUGUGGCACAAGUGUCAUUGUAGGAGUACCUCCUGAUUCCCAAAGCCUCUCAGUGAACCCAGCGCUGCUAUUGACGGGACGCACCUGGAAAGGAGCAGUUUUUGGUGGUUUUAAGAGUAAAGAUUCGGUCCCUAAACUCGUGGCUGAUUUUAUGGCUAAGAAGUUUUCUCUGGAUCCAUUAAUAACCCAUGUU
Molecule: messenger RNA, 930 nt
Organism: Galeopterus variegatus (Sunda flying lemur)
Lineage: Eukaryota; Metazoa; Chordata; Mammalia; Dermoptera; Cynocephalidae
Product: alcohol dehydrogenase 1C-like
Exons: 6
Biological process (GO): retinoic acid metabolic process; retinol metabolic process
Cellular component (GO): cytosol
Molecular function (GO): zinc ion binding; all-trans-retinol dehydrogenase (NAD+) activity
Source: RefSeq, a predicted model, not a curated record